UGCUUCCUCUUUCUUGUAUGACAAGAACGUUGAAGUAAGAAGGGAGCCAAAUUCUAGAACAGAAACCAAAAGGACAGAAUUUAUAGGAGGAAACCAUUACAGUGACUACUGAUGUUAGUUCAAUGACUUUGAAGUGAGAGAACUAGGAUAAUCUUUCCCAACCCAGGAAAAGGCAGAAGCCAGGAAUUGACUUCAAGAUGUUUAAGAAUGAUGACAAUGACCACAAGCUAAAUGUGGAGGCUAUGAUUAAAAAUAUUAACACAAUUUCUUUGGAGUUAAAGAAGAUGAAAGAGCUCUCCCAGUUAUUGCUUUGUGAUCUUACUCUGCAUUUUAAUCAACCCAUGAAGACAGAUGACUUAAAGGAAACAGAAAGAAACAACUCCCUCUCAGAAGAGUCUGAAAUAACAGACAUAUCCCUGUCUUCCAACAUUUAUUCUGUCUGAUGACUUAUUUAUUUGCUAUGAAUUUAACUAUUUACUA
Molecule: messenger RNA, 480 nt
Organism: Condylura cristata (star-nosed mole)
Lineage: Eukaryota; Metazoa; Chordata; Mammalia; Eulipotyphla; Talpidae
Gene: CUNH5orf58
Product: chromosome unknown open reading frame, human C5orf58
Exons: 5
Coding region: 198-443 (81 amino acids)
Source: RefSeq, a predicted model, not a curated record